ACAAGCACUCAGUACCUUUUCAGAAAAGUUAUUUCUCCAACUUCUUCCUCAGACCGAGCAGUUGACAGGAGACAUGGAGAGGCGCAUUCCGUUCACCUUCCUCCGCACCCCCAGCUGGGACCCCUUCCGCGACUGGUACCAGGGCAACCGUCUGUUCGACCAGUCCUUCGGCAUGCCCUCCCUGCCCGAGGAGUUCAACCCCUUCCCCAGCACCCACUGGCCCGGCUACAUCCGCCAGGGCCUGCCCGCCACCCCUGGAGAAAUGCCCUCCCAGAUGAUGCCCUCCCCGAUGAUGCCCCAGGUGCCCAUGAUGCCCCCAGUGUCACCCGUCUAUGCCCGUGCCCUCUCCCGACAGCUGAGCACAGGCAUGUCCGAGAUCAAACAGACAGCGGACAGCUGGAAGGUCAGCCUGGACGUCAACCACUUUUCCCCCGAGGAGAUUGUGGUGAAGACCAAAGACGGCGUGGUUGAGAUCACAGGAAAGCACGAGGAGAGGAGAGACGAGCACGGCUACAUUUCCAGAUGCUUCACAAGGAAAUACACACUGCCCCCUGGUGCUGACCUCGAGAAGAUCACAUCCUGCCUGUCGCCUGAGGGCGUGCUAACCGUGGAGGCCCCCCUGCCCAAACCAGCCAUCCAGGGCUCCGAGAUCACCAUCCCAGUCAACGUGGAGAAAGGCAGCAUGGUCAAGAAAGAAUAGAACCAACCCAUACAUAUAACCACUGUGCAUCCCCUCACUCCUCUCACACACACACACACACACACACACACACACACACACACACACACACACA
This is a messenger RNA of Alosa alosa (allis shad), 794 nucleotides long. It is a transcript of the gene hspb1, whose product is annotated as heat shock protein, alpha-crystallin-related, 1. The transcript is spliced from 3 exons. The coding region runs from base 74 to 700 and encodes 208 amino acids. Gene Ontology annotation, biological process: protein refolding; response to heat. The record is from RefSeq and is a predicted model, not a curated record. NCBI's taxonomy places the organism in Eukaryota, Metazoa, Chordata, Actinopteri, Clupeiformes, Clupeidae. Gene Ontology annotation, molecular function: protein folding chaperone.